Messenger RNA from Alosa alosa (allis shad), 1052 nucleotides. Its product is annotated as adrenodoxin-like. The record is from RefSeq and is a predicted model, not a curated record. The transcript is spliced from 4 exons. Gene Ontology annotation, biological process: P450-containing electron transport chain; positive regulation of oxidoreductase activity. Gene Ontology annotation, cellular component: mitochondrion. NCBI's taxonomy places the organism in Eukaryota, Metazoa, Chordata, Actinopteri, Clupeiformes, Clupeidae. The coding region runs from base 91 to 600 and encodes 169 amino acids. Gene Ontology annotation, molecular function: 2 iron, 2 sulfur cluster binding.
GAAUCUGUAUCUGUCAAUGCCAAAGAGUACUUUGAGUCCCACAGCUAAAACACACACUCAAGACACAUAGAAACACAAGAACCUGUUAGCAUGGCCACGCAUGUGUGUCUCCAGUCAGUCCUCUCUCUUCGGCGCACUCGCCUGUGGAGUGCAUUGUCCAGUUUUAAGACUCAACCUCAGAUCCAAGUGCUGCAGCGCAGACAGAUCAGUAGACAGUCUCAACUCUUCACAGGCUCUCAAAACAACAGGUCACCCAACUCCAAGGUCUUAGUGCAUUUUGUCAAUCAGGACGGAGUCAAGAACAGUGUGACAGUUUCUGAAGGGGAGACCUUGCUGGACGUGGUCAUCAACAAAAACUUAGACAUUAGUGGAUUCGGAGCAUGUGAAGGUACCCUUGCCUGCUCGACGUGCCACUUGGUCUUUGAGGAAAACAUUUACGAUCGUCUGGACUCAAUGGUGGAUGAAGAGGUCGAUAUGCUGGAUCUUGCUUAUGGUGUCAGCAAAACAUCACGACUGGGUUGCCAGGUUACAGUGGAAAGCUGGAUGGAUGGCAUGACGGUACGCGUACCACAGGAGGUGAAAGACCAAAGGGGACAAUGAAAGACCAACGAAUGAAAAUGACAAACUCAUGUACAUACUGUGAUAACACACACACACACACACACACACACACACACACACACACACACACACACUCACACUCACAUUGAUUUUGAACUAAUUGUUGAUUAAUGUAUGGGAUGUGUGCAUGGGAUAGAAUGCUGAUUGCAAUCAAAGUAAUUGUGCACUGGUUCUACCUUGAGUCUUUUAUGUCAGCAUUACAUUAAUGAUAUCUGUACCCCAGAGUGUCAAACACCCUUGUUUCUAAGAAAUAGCUUAUACAUAACAAUAUUCUUGUUAUGAAGCUGUGUCUAAAAAUAAAUAUGCACACUCACACCCUUUCAGAAGUAGGAGAGAGUGGGGUAAGAUGAGGCAUUUUUACUGAAGUGAACCUACAGCUAAGGGAAUAUCAGAAACUGAGUCAGAAACUGAAAUAAAACAUGUGUACUACA